Messenger RNA from Amoebophrya sp. A120, 561 nucleotides. The record is from the annotation of a GenBank genome assembly. Lineage: Eukaryota; Dinophyceae; Syndiniales; Amoebophryaceae.
UGGAGGUUACGUUUGCUUGCAAGGCCAGCGAGGCACUGCUGCGGAUGAGGCUGCAAGUGCCCGAGGAUUCCGACGGCGCUGCAGUACUCGAGCAGGUGGUAAGCGCCUUCGUUACCUGCAAGGAGCGCCUUUUUGAUGGGACGUUGUCUUUGAAGACGCUGAAAUUCCUGGAAGACAACAAGGACCGCUUCACCACAUUUUACCAGAUCUGCACAGAGCAACCAUCAGAGGAGUGGGCGGGAAGGAGCUCCGCGGGUGCGAGGAAGUCGGCAGAGCGAAAAGAAAACGAGGGUGAUGACCCCAUGGAGGUAGACGACGAUGUAGCGAAAGAGAAAGAUGACGUCGACAUGUCGCAAGAACUUGUUCUCGCAAACGCAGGUGAAACGACGACCGCAGCCCGCGGCCGCUCUGCGACCGCGGACAGUUUGGGAUCAUCUGCCGCCUCGCCGCGCAAGCAGAAGGAGAAGGAAAUCGCUUCAAAAUUGGAACACUGGCGCGAGGUCGUUACGAAGUUCGAGUCCGAUUUGGAACUGCUCCGAGCCGCUAGCGCGCUGCCGCAAG